AAGUUUCACAGCGCUGGGAAGCGGCAGGAAAUCUCGGGAAAACGCUUCUGGGGAGGGUGUUUUCUGUAAAGUUGCCAUCCGUUUCCCCUGAUUCAAGCACUUUUUGAGAGGGAGAGGGAGAGGCAGAGGAUUUGGUUCACUGAACAAGGCUGAAGAAGAUCAAAUUUUUCCAAAAUCAAAAUUCUACUUUCCCUCUGAGUUUCCACUUGACUCUCUUUCUCACAACAAGACGUCCUAUUCUCUACCGUGAAGGCAAGCGGCGGAAGAAGUUGACUGUGCUUUGCCUUUAGUCUCUGCAACCUAUCUUCUCUGUUCUUCGGUUCAAGCUUCGUGGAGGGGUUCUUUGAUCGAUCAAUGAAGGAUUGCCAACGCCAUGAGAAAGAAACUUGACACCCGUUUUCCUGCUUCUCGGAUUAAAAGGAUAAUGCAAACAGAUGAAGAUGUCGGAAAGAUUGCACUGGCUGUACCUCUUUUAGUUUCUAAAGCAUUGGAACUGUUUUUGCAAGAUCUAUGUGACAGGACAUAUAAUGUUACUCUUAAAAGAGGGGCAAAAACAAUGUGUUCUUCGCAUCUAAAACAGUGUGUGCAUAAUUUUAGCGUCUUCGAUUUCCUCAAAGAAACAGUCAACAGGGUUCCUGAUGUUGGGUGUUCAGUUGUUGUUGGAGAAGACAGAUCUUCCAAGAGAAGAAAAGCUGUAGAUGAUGAAAGCAACGUAAUCGAUGAAGAAUCAAAGAGGAGUAAAAGAGAGCCGGUUCAUGAUAGCAGAGGACGGGGUAGAGGACGAGGUAGAGGACGAGGUAGGGGGCGUAGAAGAGGUUCCCAUGAAACUGAGUGGGAUUUUUCUCAUUACAACAAAUAUGAAGGUGGCCCAGAAACGUCUCCGCAGCACCAUCACAAACUUGAGCAGGGAGAGAAUGACUUCAACAAAACAGAGCUGAAGGAGAUAGACAUGACAGGUACUCCUGUUCCUGUGAGAGACUUUGAUUUGAACAUUGAUCUAGACGAAAAUGGUUUAGCUAUGACAAACCCCGUCUUGGCAUGGCCGCCGUUCACCUAUAUCAACAAAGUUACCAUUGAUCCCCUUCAACUGGCCUUGAUAGAUAAAAGAAUCGAUGAAGAAGAAGACUACGACAACGAAGACGACAUUUAGCUUUUCCUUAAGCUGUCUUGCUUUUGGUAGCUGUUUAUUUCAUGUCACAGAAUACCCCUUGUUGAUCAGUUGAUUAAGAUUAUUAUAUCUGUACAUAAAGAAGUUUUAGCAAGUUUUGAUGAGCCGAGUGCUCUUUUUAUUAUACUUAGGCUUUUCCACAGCGUUAGAAAUAUGUAAUUAGAACAACAGAUGAUAGGUUAUAGUUCUUUCUUUUUUAUGAGCUUUUUGUCUUUCA
Messenger RNA from Dendrobium catenatum, 1385 nucleotides. RefSeq names its product dr1-associated corepressor. Bases 374 to 1150 code for a protein of 258 amino acids. The record is from RefSeq and is a predicted model, not a curated record. Gene Ontology annotation, biological process: regulation of DNA-templated transcription. Lineage: Eukaryota; Viridiplantae; Streptophyta; Magnoliopsida; Asparagales; Orchidaceae. The transcript is spliced from 6 exons. Gene Ontology annotation, molecular function: protein heterodimerization activity. Gene Ontology annotation, cellular component: nucleus.